AUGAAAUUGCUGAUGAUGGCUUCAUGUUGCUUUACAUGUCAACUUGACCUUCUCAUGUCUAGUUCUUAUAAUUCAUUUUUCCCAUCACAAUGUGAAGUAAAAUAUUAUUUUUGUAGAAACCCUCAAGCACAAAGGGUUGUUGAAGAACUUAUUUGGGAUUAUUGCAAUUGGCCCUCGUUUUUGUCGACACCAGCAUCAAAAUUGAUUGCUUAA
Clunio marinus is the source of this 213-nucleotide messenger RNA. NCBI's taxonomy places the organism in Eukaryota, Metazoa, Arthropoda, Insecta, Diptera, Chironomidae. The record is from the annotation of a GenBank genome assembly.